UUCUUUUGGAAUACCCUGCGCGCUCAGGGUCACGAUACUUCUAGGCCAAAAUCAAUAGUACAUGUAUACACGGCGAUCGGAGAGGUAGUGGUAGUAGCACCGCCGACUGCCGUUGUCAGGAUUUAGUCAACCCGAUGCACCACGAGAACACGGUUCGCCGUAACACGCGCGUGUUGUACCACAGCCAGCGUGCAUCCGUGCGGUGCUUGUUCAUGGCUUCUUCGAGGAGUGAGGACGUUAUCAAUAACAUGCCAGCACUUCACUUGACGUUGACUGAUUUAUUGACGAGAAACUGAAGAGACAUUGAGAUUCACGCCGUAUUUGGCGAAUCAGCAGUUCGUAAUUUACAUAUCUGCGUUCGCGUCCGAAAUAAAAUAAAAAGGACACUGUCCGGCGGAAACUGUCCUCAGUUCGGUGAACAUACAACGGACACAGAAGCAACUCCGAGCAACGAAGGACUCCGAUUUUCCGUCGCUUCGCACAUGUGUGUCGCGCAGGGAGAAGAAACUAAGCUACGAUGCACUCUCGAUGCACAAAUAGAGUGAUUACAUAUGACUGCGCAAAAUUACAUAACAACCGCGAUGCGAACGUAUCGAAUUCCUUAAUCACAUGAAAUACACUUCGUUUCUAAUGUUGCGCUAUAUCGUGAGACAAGUGUGUCCUCUUGGUAAAUCAAUUUGGCAUCCGAUUGCGAUUGUCGGCCCGUAAAAUCGCGUAAAAUCAUUUCACCGCCGAGUGACAUUUCCUCGAAUAUCCUCGAAUAUGAAGAACACGUUAAAAAUAGCUUUUCCCGUUGUGCAACUGUUGCGGGAAAGGGAAAACGCGGUGAGCGUAAGAAUAAUGCCUCGUUAUAUCUUUGACAGUCGCGAUAACGCAGCCACAACGCCGCUGACACGCUCGUGACGUAAACGAGUGCACGAGUGAUUCCGUAAAGUGUGCUCUGCCGAUCGUCGAAUUUGCGAUUUUUUAAACGGGCGAUUUUCUAAACAAACGAUAGCCCCGAAUAAAUUGCGACAGUGACCACCGGUACAACCACCUUUCUAGUUGAUAAUGAGUUCUAGUUGUAGAUGAUUGAUACAACAAAACAAGAUGCUUUCUACUUGACGAGCACGUGCGUUGGACAUACUCGGGACACACUCGUUACUUUAGGGGUGUUACUUUAACGUUCCAGUAUUUUUUACAAAAUUGUUCUUUGGCGAUAAUGGCAACGGGGGAAGAUUGCCCGUCGAAAGAUUGGAAUAUCGCCAGGACCGGCAUCUCCCUGUUAUUGAAUAACAAAACCGAAGAGGCCGAGGCUCUAUUUACCGGUCAUCCUCAUAGCUUCCACGUCAAAGCCGGCCGUUGCUUUGUUCUCUUCAUGAAUGCCCUGAUGACUUACGAACAUGACAAGCUUCAACAAGCCAUGUUAUUACUCAAAGAGAUGGAGCGAGAGUGUGCAGGCGAUAUCGGGUGGCUCAAGUCCGUGAAAAGUAAAGUGUUCAAGGCGGAAGAGACUGGCAAGGACUAUGUGAACAAGCUGGAGCGUCAAAUCGUUCUAGCGGACUCGCAAGUGUGCUCAGCGAUAUUAACGCUCCUACAGCAAGAAUUGACCGGAUAUGUGCGCGGUGGCUGGAUGCUUCGCAAGGCUUGGCGAGUUUAUCAGCACGCGUACACGCAGAUUUCACAAUUAUAUCAUCGCACCUUCGGCACCAAUCCGACCGGACUCAGCCCGUGUUGUGGUACUCCCAUGAGCAACGGAUCCUCCCUGCAGAGCCCGCAAAGCCCGGGAUCCUCGGAAUGGUCGAUACCCUCCUGCAACGGUUACGCAAACAACGUGACACCUGUUUCGUCCCCAUCAGGUCUGCGAAGCUCUCUAUCAAUGUUCUUCUCGCUCACUGGCAUCACGUCCGAACAACAGACACCCUUCGUGGAACCAACGGAGGUGUCUCGUCUGAUGUCGGCCGUGAGUUUCGGUUAUGGAAUAUACCAAUUAUGUGUGAGCCUCCUACCGCCUUCUCUAUUGAAGGUAAUUCACUUCUUGGGCUUCGAAGGUGACAGGCAGGCUGGUCUCACCGCACUCAUGUACGCACGGCUCAGCGAAGAUAUGCGCGCACCGCUCGCCACAUUAUCUCUACUCUGGUAUCACACGAUUGUACGACCAUUCUUCGCACUCGACGGGUCCAAUGUGAAAGCGGGCGUCGCGGUGGCGAAACAGCUGAUUGCCGAGUGUCACACCGAAUUUCACGAUUCUGCCCUCUUUCUCUUCUUCGCCGGAAGAGUAGAACGUCUGGAGUCAAACGUGAACGGAGCCCUCGAGGCUUACGGUAAAGCUGUCGAAGCUUCGACUCAGCGAGAGAUCAGAUUGCUGUGCUUGCAUGAGGUAGCUUGGUGCCACUUGAUACGUUUGAGUUACGAGGAGGCGUAUCGAUCCCUGCUGCAGCUGCAGCAUCAGUCCAGGUGGUCGAAGAGCUUCUACGCGUACUUAGCCAUGGUUUGUUGCGGCGCGAACGGCAAAUUCGACGUUCUCCUAACCAGCUACGAUAAGAUCCUCCAUUGGUUUCACGAGAUGAAUAGAGAGACGCAGCUCGGUGCUUUCAUCCUACAUAGAGUGCCGAAACUCAUCAACAAGGACACCGGAAGUCCUUACACGAUCCUGUAUUACAGAUUGCUCGUGUACGAAAUGCUAUAUUUGUGGAAUGCUAUGCCGUCCUGUUCCGUCGAGUCCCUCCGAGGAAUAUUGUUGGAAUGUAAAGGAAGUCGAGCCGAGGAACCAAUGGUAGGAUUAGCCGACCUUGUGGAGGGUGCAGCGUGUUCUUAUUUGGGAGAUACCGAGGCGGCGAUUAAGUGUUACCGAAAUUGUUUGAAACGACGGUAUCCGUCCAAGGACGAAUACGACCAACACGUGAGCGCGUUUGCUCUUUAUGAACUGGGUAGCAGUCUUUGUAACAAUAACAAUUCCGACGAAGGCAGAGGUUUUCUAAUGAAAGCGCAAUCUCAGUACAGAGAUUACGACUUUGAGAGUCGACUCAACGUGCGUAUACAUUCCGCCUUGAAGAACGUACAGUGAAUGUACAGUCAAUACGAAAAUUCGAUAUUACAUUGUUAUGUAAAAUAAUUUCGACAUUAAGAACAAAAGGAAGUAACGUAUUCGCGUACCACGGAUAUGAUAGUAACAUUUUAUAUAUAUACAUAUAUAUAUUACUUUGUGUAAAAUCGAUUUCGAUUAAUGAACAAUAAACGGAUCAACAGAAUAUAUGAAGCCACGUAUCACGUUGAUCCAUAUUCGGAUCUAGAAUACGAUUUCGCAAUAAUUUUCAGUUGUAUAACACUUUGAUAACUACAAACUUCUUAAGAUACCACGCAAGCUUGAUUUUUCACAAAUUAUGAUAAAUUAUAUUGCAAACAAUAUACAUAUGGUCAACUACUAUAAUUUUAUUUACAAAAAUAAUAAAAACGUAUAUGCUGCGCUCUCCAGUAGAA
Harpegnathos saltator (Jerdon's jumping ant) is the source of this 3459-nucleotide messenger RNA. RefSeq names its product tetratricopeptide repeat protein 39C. Bases 1202 to 3046 code for a protein of 614 amino acids. The transcript is spliced from 10 exons. Gene Ontology annotation, biological process: cilium assembly. The record is from RefSeq and is a predicted model, not a curated record. Lineage: Eukaryota; Metazoa; Arthropoda; Insecta; Hymenoptera; Formicidae. Gene Ontology annotation, molecular function: protein binding.